CUAUUGGAUAUGGGAGACGUCCGUCUGCCACUAUCCCCGCCCCAAUACGGAAGCGGCGGGGUACUCGGGAUCCGACUGCGGUUGGGUUCAGGACAUGGAGCAGCCUUGGGCUGCGGGGAGCGCGGACGCGGCGUCCGCGCGGCUGCCCCUGGUGCUCACCGCGCUGUGGGCCGCGGCCGUAAGCCUGGAACUGGCCUACGUUCUGGUGCUGGGUCCCGGGCCGCCCCCACUGGGACCCCUGGCCCGGGCCUUGCAGCUGGCGCUGGCCGCCUUCCAGCUGCUCAACCUGCUGGGCAACGUGGGGCUCUUCCUGCGCUCGGAUCCCAGCAUUCGGGGAGUGAUGCUGGCCGGCCGCGGUCUGGGCCAGGGCUGGGCUUACUGCUACCAGUGCCAAAGCCAGGUGCCACCGCGCAGCGGGCAUUGCUCCGCCUGCCGCAUCUGCGUCCUGCGUCGGGACCACCACUGCCGCCUGCUGGGCCGCUGCGUGGGCUUUCGCAACUACCGGCCCUUCCUGUGCCUGCUGCUUCACGCCGCGGGCGUCCUGCUCCACGUGUCUGUGCUGCUGGGCCCAGCGCUGUCAGCCCUGCUUCGAGCCCACACGCCCCUCCACACUGCGGCCCUCCUCCUGCUGCCCUGGCUCAUGCUGCUCACAGGCAGAGUGUCUCUGGCGCAGUUCGCCCUCGCCUUCGUGACCGACACAUGUGUGGCGGGUGCACUGCUGUGCGGGGCUGGGCUGCUUUUCCAUGGGAUGCUGCUUCUUCGGGGCCAGACCACGUGGGAGUGGGCUCGAGGCCAGCACUCUUAUGACCUGGGCCCCUGCCACAACCUGCGGGCGGCCCUGGGACCCCGCUGGAUCCUCGUCUGGCUCUGGCCCUUCCUGGCCUCCCCAUUACCUGGGGACGGGGUUACCUUCCAGACUACAGCUGAUGUGGGACUCAUGGCUUCCUGAAUCCAAAAAGAGCCAGAGCUGUACAGGAAGGGGGAACCAAGAGAGGGGGCUCCUAACUCAUUUCAGGCCUACUGCCAGCCUUAGGGGGUAGGCGGGUUGGUACUUAACACCUGCUUUUAACGACUCCAGCCCCAGCCUUGGCCUUGCCCCUGCCCAGCUUGGACUCCUAGUAUCCGGGGUAUGGGCCCUGCGACUCUGCCUCUAUCAGUGACCCCGAGUGCAGUGGAAGGUCUGGCAGGGGGCUGCCUGGCCAGCCUAGCUGCCCCUUUGUCAGGUUAAUAAAACGCCCACUGGGUUCUUGGACCCCCUGCAUCUUUGUGGGUUUGUGGUCGCAGAAACCCUUUGUGGGUUUCUGUUGCCCGGGCUGCUGUUUCAGGCUCCUGUCAGGCCUGGGAGCUACAGAGCAUGAGACGGGUCAGGGCUCUGCCUCCUGUGACCUUGGUGGGGUGGGGGUGGGGGCACCAGCAGGCCAGGGUGGCAUGUAGUGAUCCCGGGUAGGAGGAUCUGAAAUUCUUUCCCAGCUUCAGUGCUUUCUAUAAAUUUGGAAGCAUUUCCACAGUUUCACUGCACCUCUCUCUAGCUAACCUGGCACACAGGGCAGCAAUUGUGCAAGUUAAAAAUUGAAAGCUCUGAGAGGUGACGUGAUAAGGUCUUGCAUGGGAGACCUUGCAAGUGGAGGAGUCAGGAUUUGAACCCAGUGCUUUCUCCUUCACCCUUACACAGUUGAAGGAGGAGAGUGGGACAAUCAAGGCAGAAAAAUCAGGUGGGGGUGUUCAGGUAUCUGUGAAGGGUGGUGCUGACGGCUCUUCUCUGCUCUCGUUGGGGGAGACUUGUCAAAUAUUUUUAUGUAAAUACUAUAGUAACGAGUUAAAUGUUAAAUGUGGCAGGUUUAAACACAUGGGUUUAUCUCUGUGUCCUCUUAAAAUCUAAAAUGCUAGUAAAAAAGUAAAUAAGAUAUAAAUUUACAAGGAGAAAGAAAAUAGAGGGGAACAGGAGUAGACCAAAGAGCCUCGCGUUUUGAAAGCUGGAAAGUGGAUGGAGGCUCAUUUACUCUCUUAGCAGAGAAGUAGAAGUUGAAAUUAAGUGUUCCCAGAAGGAGGGGUCAAGAGGCAGCCAAACGGUCCGUCCCCCCAGAACCCUGGACAGGCUCAGGAAUUCCACCAGCACCACCCAGGGCAAGGUUGGGGGCUGACAGGGACUGAUCCAAUCUAUUGGAGGAGCAGCCAGGCUGCCCCUCCCCCCAACACCCACCCCACCCCUGCAGCCAAGCAGCUACCCCUCUGGGGUGGAGGUGCGGCUAUUUGAAGCAGCUUUGGGUCUCAGGGGCACUGGGGAGAGUAGGGGAGAGGGGCUGGACCAAAAGUGGGGUUCAGUACAAGUCUACAGAUGCUGCUGGAGAGGGGCCCUCCAGUGACAUGGAAGGCUUGUCCCCGAAGAACCCGCAGAGGAGCCCACCCUUCUGGCAGGCCCUGCCAUGCCUACAAACGUUUGAGCUGCUAGGACUUUUUUUGUUUUUCCAAAUGGCAUGCUCUAUUACUAUUAUUUAACCGUGUUAGGAACUUGGGGUGCCUGGUACUUUGUGCUGUACGCGUACGAAAGCAUUGGCAGACUGCCGGUUUCCUCCUCUGCUUUCCCCCUCACCCUCCAGAAUAUCUCUUGUUGUUGUUGUUGUUGUUGUUGUUUUUAAAUAGGAGAUGCAAGAACAUAUUUAUAAAAUAAAGAGAAACAACGCCCUCCCACCCCCACCUAAAAAAUGGGUACCAUUUUCUUUGAAGUCCCUGCUGCGCCCCUUCCUGGUAGGUAGAAGGGACACUGACUGCUUCCUUAACCGUUCUCGGGCUUUGCUUUGUAAUUUUAUUACCUGUUGGCAUUGGUUUUGCAUGUUUUUGAAUUUUAUAUAAACGGAAUCAUACCAUGUUUA
This is a messenger RNA of Rhinolophus ferrumequinum (greater horseshoe bat), 2870 nucleotides long. It is a transcript of the gene ZDHHC24, whose product is annotated as zinc finger DHHC-type containing 24. NCBI's taxonomy places the organism in Eukaryota, Metazoa, Chordata, Mammalia, Chiroptera, Rhinolophidae. Gene Ontology annotation, biological process: protein targeting to membrane; peptidyl-L-cysteine S-palmitoylation. The record is from RefSeq and is a predicted model, not a curated record. Gene Ontology annotation, cellular component: Golgi apparatus; endoplasmic reticulum. Gene Ontology annotation, molecular function: protein-cysteine S-palmitoyltransferase activity. The transcript is spliced from 3 exons. Bases 95 to 949 code for a protein of 284 amino acids.